AUGAGCCGAUUGGGUGCAAGGGAGGCCGUCGACUGGCGUGACGAGGUACAGAAAGGACCCGAUGAAGCGAUGGCAAACGUCGCCGCCUCAUGCGGCCGACAGACUCCGCAAAAUCGACCUAAAACACUCAAGCCUGCUUGCUUUCGCAAUCUAGAAGGCGUCCUCGAACAUCAACUCUCCUUGGCAACAGAAGACCUGCUCAUCCUCACGCUUGUCGUCAGACCUGGUUUUCGAGGGUCAGGAGGAGCUCCAGUUGUGCGCUUCGGAUCAAGUCGACCCGCCUCGCACACAUUUUCCGGCUCAAAGCGGUUGCGCACAAGACCCGAGUUGCCGUGGCAACGGUGUCUGCGUCACGAUCCCAUCUUUCCACAAGGCCCCGCCUGA
This is a messenger RNA of Protopolystoma xenopodis, 384 nucleotides long. Lineage: Eukaryota; Metazoa; Platyhelminthes; Monogenea; Polystomatidea; Polystomatidae. The record is from the annotation of a GenBank genome assembly.